Molecule: messenger RNA, 4318 nt
Organism: Centruroides sculpturatus (bark scorpion)
Lineage: Eukaryota; Metazoa; Arthropoda; Arachnida; Scorpiones; Buthidae
Exons: 2
Coding region: 3267-4076 (269 amino acids)
Source: RefSeq, a predicted model, not a curated record
UUAAUAAAUUUGAAAAUCUUUACGAUUUUUUAAAUAUCUUUUAAUUUGAAUAAUAUGUAAUAAAUACCUAAAUAUUGAUAGAUUAAGAUCUAUUUAUGUUCUUGAGAUAUCUUUCUCUGAAUAGUAAAUUGAAUGGGUAGAGGUUAAGCAUAAAAGGUUUUGUUAGAACUUAGUCGCAUUAGACAUCCUAUCUGUGGAUAAGAAAUUAGAUUUUCAUUUUUUGUAUUUUACCCUCCUACACAGUGUUUUUACUAAUGUUGACAAUAUUUCUAAUAUCCCUAAUAUUUUUGUUUUUAUUGUAGAGGAUAUUGUUAUCCAGUGAUCCCCUGCUUUCAAUUAAAACAAAUACAGUAUUUAACUCACAAGAAGAUUAGACAUUCGGGUCUCUAAUUCAAAUGAAAUUUUGAUUAGCAUGUAGCCUUAAUUAAACACAAACAGCUCCUUGUCCAAAUAUUAAGGGGACCGGAAAGUAAUAAUGUUUUUUUACAUUAAAUUCAAACAAAUAAAUUUUUAACUUGGUUUUUAUUUUUAAUCAAUGAUGUAAUCACCCUUGUUAUCAACAACCUUUUGCCAUCUAGUGUGCAAAUUUUCAAUGCUGGAUCAAUAAAAAUCAAUUGGUUUUUUGAGCAAAAUAUCUGGAGAUGGCAUUUUGGAUAUCAUCCAAAUUUUCAAAUUUUUUGUUUUGUAGAAAGUGUUGUAGUGAUUGGAAUAAAUAGAAAUCUGAUGGUACAAUGUUGGGUGAGGCAGUACCUCCCACCCCAAUUUAUUAAUUUUUUCAGGGUUUGUCUUGCACAGUGCGGUCUUGCAUAUUGUGUUGCAGCCUUUUCCGUUGAUAAUUGCUGGCCACUAUUCAAUUAAAGAUUGAUUUACUUGAUCCAAUUGUUCACAGUUUGCCCAGGUUUCAGCACUUCAAAAUGAACAAUUUCGUGAAUACUCCACCAAACACACAAAAGUGCCUUUUUGGGAUGUAAACCUGGCUUAGCAGUACUUCAUGGGAAAUCAUUCGGACAGAGCCACUGUCUUUUGUGUUUUGGAUUAUCAUAGAGGACUCAUUUCAAGAUCAAGCGAUCAAAAAAUGCUUCUGUAUUGUGUCAUUGAAGCAAUAAGUUGCUUACAGUGGAUCGGUUAGCUUUGUUUUCUUUGGACAGAUUAUGCAGGACCCAAACACCUGCUCUGCAUACUUUACUAAUCUGUUGCAAAUGUUCUUGGAUGGUCAACCAAGGUUGGUUAAGAGUGUUUGACAGUUCCUCAAUUGUCUGACUUUGACACAGAUUUGCUUCCACUUCUGCCCUUAAGAUGUUAUUGUCUAAAGUUGUUGGUCUUUCUGAUUGAUACAUGUCAGAAAGAUCAAAAUUACCAGAUCUGAACUUAGAAACCACCUUUGGCAUUUACGAAUGUCUAAUGCACUUGGAUAAAUAUCACAAAUGUCUUUGGUAGCAACUGUUGCAUUACUACCCUUGUGAAACUCAAAAAGCAUACAAUGCCAGAUAUGUACCUCUUCUGGUAUUUGGCUAGUCAUUUCACCCAAAACUGCAAAAAAAAUUUAAGAUUUAAUUAUUUACAAGUAAACAAGUCACUUUAACCUUAAAAUAUCUUUGGUAUGGCUUUGAAGUACACAAUGAGCUGAUAAAUGAUAAACAAAUAUUGAUAUGUGCAGAAAUGACAUUACUUUCUGGUCCCCCUAAUAAUAGAACCCAUUUCUCAAGUGUUUCCCAAAAUUGGGCCUUUGAAAAUUUAGUGUUUGGCUUAUAAGUCUUUGAAAGUUUUACAUCUCUGAGCAGCGAUAGUCAAAUAGAUAAAAGUGCUAGGCACUGGAGCUAGAUGAUGUAGAUUUGAACCACUGGAAUUUUAGUUUAGCUUUUUUUUGUGUGUGACAUUAUUAUUUUACUAUUGCUGCUAUAUCUGUUAUUAUUCCUUAAAGUUAUAAAACAAGAAAUUAAAAAUUGUGAUGUCAUUUCCUGUUUAACUAAAACAAGGGUUGUGAAUGUGUCUCUUUAAUUUGAUUUUCAGUUCGGUAGACUAUCAUAUACAGCUUUCAGGUUAUGAACUUCUUUUAUUGGUUACAAUGUAUUAAUGUGUAUAUGUAUUUAACAGGUACAACGUAUUAAUGUGAAUAUGUAUUUGAAGUGUUUGUAAAUGGCUGUAUUUUUAAACUCUUUCCAACGUUACCAAUUAUACACCGGGGGUUUUUAGAAAACAGAAUCUGAGUUUGUACUGAAGAGGGACUUAAAAUACAAAUGAGUCCGAAAUGCAUUUGACAAACCAAUAAAAGAAGUUCAUAACCUGAAAGCUGUAUAUGAUAGUCUACCAAACUGAAAAUCGGAUUAAAGAGAGACAUUCACAACGAAAAUAGCAGCUGCCAUAAGUGAUUUUCUGUAAAACAAGGGUAUUAAUUAAUAUUUUUAUGAUAGAGAUAGGUGAUUGAAAUAUUGUAAUUUUAUCUUUUUCAAAUUUUUAAAGUAUUAUAUCAUAGAAAUUUGAGAGAAAUUAAAAUUUGUAUAAUACGUAAUGUUUUAUAAUUUAAGAAUUUUUAUUAUUUAAUAUAUUAACUAAAAUUUUGCUUUGUGUACAUUGUAUCUUUUUAACACACCACCAACUGAUAGGAUAUGACAUCAUUGGCUGACUUCUGUAGAAGGUCAGUGACAUUUUGGAGAGGGUUGUGGCUCAUUGUGCAGAACAAAAAUUUCCAUUUUGUUGCUGUUUCAAGUUUCAGUGUGUGUGUAAGGGUUGUGUAGGUGUAGGGGUGUGUAUAUGUUUAUGUAUAAUGAACCUAGAUAUAUUAUUUAGUUAGAAAAGAAAAAAAUGUGAGAAAGGCAGACACAUAGCUAAAAAUAUAGUUAUAAUGCCACUUACAUAAAUUUGUAUUUUAAUUUUAUUAAAUAAUUAAUUAGCACCCAAUUGGAGAAAUAUUUGAGCAAUGUUGAUUUCUUAAAUUGUACUUAUAUAUAUUUUCAUGGUUAAAUAUAUAUAAAUUGUGGGAAUGGUACAAAAACAAAUUUGUUGAUUAGUAAGACUGCUUUAAAAAUAGAAAAGAAUUAUAUUGAGAACAUUUAACAAUUUUUAUUCAAAUUGUGAUAUGUUAUAUUUUGAUAUUAGGCUUUAUGAACUUAUUGUUUCUAAUUAAUGCUGAAUAUUAUGAAAUAAUGCUAGCUUGAAUUAUUUGAAAUAGUAUUUCACAUAAGAAAAGUUGGAUGUAAACAAACAAUAUGAAAACAGGCUAGGAAAUAAGUUUAAGAUUUUUUGCCUCAUUUAAGAUUUAAAGUCAAAUGGAGGUAACUGGAUUUGUUGGAUUUGGAGAUAUACAAGAUAUAUUCUUGAAGAAAAAUAAAAAAAUCAAAUCUUGUGGUGGUACAAUUAUUUAUGAAAUAAAUACCAAAAGAGAAUUCUUACCUGGUAGAUAUAAUUUGAGUACAUUGCAUGAUUCUAAAGUAAAAAUAGUUCAUCAUGAAAACAUUUCCCCGGAGAAGAUAGAUGAAUAUUUAAUGAAAUCUGAUAUUGGAAAUAAUUUCAAAGUACCAAAUUAUAUGAAUAGAUAUGAUUGGAUGCAUGUAAGAAACUGGGGAUUUCCCAUAGGUUUAUUUUCUGAUGAUGAAUCUUCUACUGAUGAUGAUUAUUCAUCAGUUGAAAAUCCUGACUCAUCAUUUGACUCUAUUGCUAGUACAUCAGACGAGGAGUUAUCUGAUGAUUCCUAUUACAAUAUGGGUGGAUUGAAGAGAUUUCUAAAAUGUUAUACACAGUUUUACAAAGAUGAUGGAGUUUCGUUUAGCAAAAGACGAUUUGAACAUUGUUUCUUCGUCAAUGAUGAAAAUCUCUCAGACAAAUUUUAUAUAGAAGAGGAAAAAUUAAUAAAAAUAAAUGAUAAAAAAGUUAUUGGUUACAUUUUCAAGAUUGUGAAUGGUGACUGGAACUGGAACUUUGGUUGUCUUUUUCAAGACAAAUCUUCUGGCAAGUAUUUUGCCAUGGUGUUGGAAGAAAUGUAUACAACAAGGACAAAGGAGGAGGAUGAAAAUAUUGAACAUGAACAUAUCUGUGAGAAUGAAAAUUUUGAAGUUAAUUUUGAUGAUUUUUGUAUUUAAUUGAAAUGUCCAAUAAAUUUAUGUUUCUGAUGACAUUAUCUAAUUACAUGUACUGUUAAAUGCUAUGUACUUUUUUCACAUAAAGUUUUUAACAAGUUGAAGAUAUUUUUAUUGGGCAGCUUUAACAUUACAUUUUUAACUAAUAAAAUUUGACUGUAUUAAAGGAUUAAUGGAAUUAUAACAUAAUUGUAUGUUCUUUGGAAUUAAGCACAAAUUUGCUACAGAGACCUUAUCAUACAGGA